This is a messenger RNA of Symphalangus syndactylus (siamang), 4414 nucleotides long. RefSeq names its product adrenomedullin 2 (gene ADM2). NCBI's taxonomy places the organism in Eukaryota, Metazoa, Chordata, Mammalia, Primates, Hylobatidae. The record is from RefSeq and is a predicted model, not a curated record. Gene Ontology annotation, biological process: adenylate cyclase-activating G protein-coupled receptor signaling pathway; regulation of systemic arterial blood pressure; positive regulation of heart rate.
CAGACCCUGGAGGGUGGGACCGCCCGGACUCGGGAGGUGGUUGACGGGGUGGGCCCCGUCGGGUCCGAGUCCGCCCCAGCCGUGGGAUCAGCUCGGACGACGGCUCGCCCCGCAGAACCCCGCUUCAGCCUGAGGAAGUCCGGCCCCCGCAGGCUCGGGGCUGCGUCCCCACCAGAAGGCGCUUGGAGUGAGGCUGUCAGUCCCGCGGUCCCGGGCAGGUGGCGGAGCGCUCCCAGCGGGGACGGGCCCCUCCACCGCCCCUUCGCUGCAGCCCCCUCCCCGCCCCGAGGGUGGCUGUCCCGGGGGAGGGGCGCCCCGCCCCGUCCGUGCAUCCGGCUCCGCCCCUUGCUGGAAAGGCUACGUAUUCAGCUCUGGAGGUGCCAUCCCCGGCCGCGACUCCGCUCCAGGCAGGACCCCCAACCCGCCCAGCCCGCUCCGCCUUGCGCCCCGGACCCGCGGCCGACCCCAGACCCGCUGCCCGCUUCGCGCCCGAGGCCUGCGCCCCGACGGACGCCCGUGGCCAGCUUGUCACACCCACGCCCGGCGCCCCGACCGCGGAGGGCUCCCCGAGCCCCGCCAGCCAUGGCCCGGAUCCCGACGGCCGCCCUGGGUUGCAUCAGCCUCCUCUGCCUGCAGCUCCCUGGCGCGCUGUCCCGCAGCCUGGGCGGGGACUCGCGUCCAGUCAAACCCAGGGAGCCCCCAGCCCAGACCCCUUCCAGCAGCCUGCAGCCCAGGCACCCCGCACCCCGACCUGUGGUCUGGAAACUUCACCAGGCCCUCCAGCCACAGAGGGGUGCUGGCCUGGCCCCUGCUAUGGGUCAGCCUCUCCGAGAUGGUGGCCGCCAACACUCGGGCCCCCGAAGACACUCCGGCCCCCGCAGGACCCAAGCCCAGCUCCUGCGAGUGGGCUGUCUGCUGGGCACCUGCCAGGUGCAGAAUCUCAGCCACCGCCUGUGGCAACUCAUGGGACCGGCCGGCCGGCAGGACUCAGCUCCUGUGGACCCCAGCAGCCCCCACAGCUAUGGCUGAGGUGGGGCUGGGCCACACCCCCGCCCAUCCCAGCCAGGGUGCUGUGCCCCGGUCCAGAGCUGCAGCUGAGCCCCAUCUGAAGCCCAGUCCCUCGGAGCUGCAGACAGCAGAUCCUGCAACAACAAUACCUGCACGGCUUUGCACACGUAAACCCUCGCACACCUGUAGACCGAGGCUUGUCUACAUGCAGUGCUGGUACGUCAAGGAGCCUAAACACCCUGAAAUUGUGAACCCUUGGGGGACAGCUGCCAGACACAGCUGGUGGCAGCACCAGAUGCUAAAAAGCGCUUCAGAGAGGAGGUGUCUGCCCAGAGACGUGGAGCAGAAGCUGGGCCCUGAACACACAGGGCCAUGUCUGGACGAGCAGGGGAGAGAGGCUGAAUCGGCCAGAAGCGGCCCCUCCGAUGUUGGUCCAGUCAGACUGAACUGGACUGUGCCUAGGCUGUUCCUGCUCUCAGGCACAACCAGCCCUUCUGCAUGCCUGCCUGGCCCGGGGUCCCAGCCUCUCCCUCCCCAUGCCUGUGGGACAGGAGGGGGAGCGUGGGAUGCUGUAGCCCCCUGGGGUUGGGCCAGGGAAGGAUGGUGGCCCUCCAGAGGUCAUGAAGGGACCUCUGUGGCUCCAGCUGCCAACCCUGGAGCCCAGACCGAGGUGGCCAUGGAGACUCCACCUGGAUCCCCUGUGGGAGGCCAGGGAGGGGAACUUAGCAGUUCAGGAGCCACCCCAAACCAUUCUGGGACAGGGACACCCCUUUCUACCCCAGGGCAGGGCAGGGCAGGGCUGGGUGGGGCAAGAUCCCCCAGCCGGAAUAGACCCACCCCACCUGAAGGGGGUGAGACCCUUGUUGGCAGCCAGACAAGGGUGGGGAUCCACAGGCAGCACAGGCGCCCCACCACCACCCAGUGUGGGGACCCACUGGGACCAGCUGUGGGGGCAGCGAGUGACUUACCAAGAGCCAGGGAGGGCAGCCCAGGCCCAAAUGACAACAAGAAGGACCACCACCGGCGUGCACGGACUUGGUGUGUGUCCUUCCCGGGGAGGACAGGGGACUCAUGUGUGUGCCACUCGAGCCUCCCAGUCGUCCAGCAGAACAUGGGGUUCAGAAAGGGCUCCUUCUACUACUUAGCGAACACAGCAUUUAAUUUGCAAAUGUUUGCUAGGGUCACCCUCUCGGCCAUCCCAUGAUCACCCCAACUCUGGAGGCCGCAGCACAGCUCAGGACAUUCCCCCACAGAGCUUGCCCCUCAGCUCCUACCUCCAAGGUGGAGGGUCCUGGAAGUGCCCACCCAGGCGCCGCCCCUGUGCUUGCUCCCUGAGCUCAGGGAUUGCCAAGUCCAGGUAACUGACCUGUGCUCCACGAGGCCCUGUGGGAACAGUCCAGGCUGGUCCUGCCCUGUGGAAGCCUCCGUGCACUGAGAGAUGUACUAGGAUUGCAGCAAAGGUGGUCAGGGUGGUGGGCCGCACAGCAAGGCAGUCAAGGCCAGCUCCCUAGGAGAAGCACUGGGUCAGGUGAGGUUUGAGGACAGCAGGCCUUCCCUAGGGGAAGGAGCUGGGAGUGCCAAGGCCCCAGGUGCACAGGAGGCAUGGCUGCUGAGAGGUUGCAGGGUGGAUGGGUCCUCGGCCUCAGAGUCAUGUGCCCUGUGGCCACUGAAGGGUGUCAGCAGAGCACAGGACACGAGGACAGAGGGAGGGGCAUGGGGAGUGAAGGAGGGGGCCUCGGGGCAAGGCUGGGGGGCCAGGAGCUCAGCGUCCGCUACUCAGCCCAGCCAAAACCCUCCCAGAUGUCUCCUCUCCUGCCUGGGCAAAGUCCAGCUUGGCACCCCGCAAGGCCAAGUGUUCCCUCCUCCAGGAAAGCCUUCACCCUCCUCAUGCCCUGUAGUCAGGAGGCCGCCUGCCGUGACCCUCCGCGUCGCCUCGGGUGGGAAAUCAGACCCACCUGACACCCUCAUGUGGAGGCCCAGCAGCACCUGCAGCCACCCCCACCUUCCCCAGCAACCAGUUCCAGCUGCUCUGGCCAAAACCUCCGCUAGGCCAGGCCCCGUGGCUCACACCUGUAAUCCCAGCACUUUGGGGGGCCAAGGUACGCACAUCACCUGAGGUCAGGAGUUUAAGACCAGCCUGGCCAACAUGGUGAAACCCCAUCUCUACUAAAAAUAGAAAAUUAUCCGGGCGUGAUGGCGGGGGCGCCUGUAAUCCCAGCUACUCAGGAGGCCGAGGCAGGAUAAUCACUUGAACCUGGGAGGCGGAGGUUGCAGUGAGCUGAGAUCGCACCGCUGCACUCAAGCCUGGAUGACAGAGCAAGACUCCGUUUCUGAAAAAAAAAAAACAGAAAACCUCCUCUCUUCCUUCGCACCUUCCUCUGAAUCCCGCCGGGUCCCACCUCCUGAAUCUAUCCAGACACCUUCUCCUGACCCAGGCACCGCCUGCUUUGGGGGUGAUGGCCGUAGCCUCCAUCCCUCUAGCCAGUGCAUGCUGAGCACGUGACCUACGCUUGUUGGGACACGUGAGGCUACAGCCUUGACUCCCGGGGGCUGACAUUCAAGGGGGAGAUAGAAGGAGACAAACGUAGAAGGUAGAAUAAGUGGGUGGUGGAGUGGCAGGAAGUGCUGAGUGCCACGGGAAGUCAGACAAGGAGAGUGUGGGGCAGGUGCCAUUUGAAUGGGGGGCGCUGGGGUCUCCUCACAGUUCCUUCUCAGCCCAGCUGCGCCAGGAUCUUGUUGAGUCAGGUCAGCUCCCCAUGGCCCUCUUGCCUGACCCCUGAAGCCCAGAACUCUGAUCUUCACAGCCCUAGGUAUGGCCCCAGCACCCCACUGCCCUCUCUCCUGCCCCAGCUGACUGCUGUUCGCAGACUUCCCUGGCCACGCUCCAAGACGCCAGCUCUGCCGCAGGCACUUUGUUCUCACGGUGUCCUCUGCGCCUGCAGGGCGCAUGCAUGGGAAGCUGCAUUGGUGCCCUGGGUGUUGGCGGUUCCGUGCCUGCUCCCGACUCCCUGUGAGGCCCCUCUCCCAGAGCCUGACACUCUGGCCGAACUCUAGGCAGGUGCUCUUGAGUCCUUUCCUCGACGAGGCCUGACCCCACCCCCAUCCUCGCUGGGCCCGCCGACCCCGGUGUUAGCAAGAAUCCUGCUAAAUCAGUUUAUGGAGAAUUACCCACCCUCGGUAUCUGAUCUCAUUCCUCAUCUCCCACCCUUGAUCUCAUCACCCUGCCGGCCUCUUGCAAGAUCCUCAUUGAGCCACUCCAGUGAGAACCCCCCACCCUCGAAGGCUCCCCUAGCAACUUCCCAUCCGCUGACCCCUCCAACGCCAUCAAUCUCCAGCUGUGGUUGUUGAAUUCGGAGGUGAGCUCCUCUCACCACUCUCUUGAAUAAAGCUUUUCUCACCAUUUUAA